Molecule: messenger RNA, 3206 nt
Organism: Fusarium verticillioides 7600
Lineage: Eukaryota; Fungi; Ascomycota; Sordariomycetes; Hypocreales; Nectriaceae
Exons: 2
Coding region: 963-1370 (135 amino acids)
Biological process (GO): 2-oxoglutarate metabolic process
Source: RefSeq, a predicted model, not a curated record
UGGAGGGAUGAUCACCAUCCUCUCUCAACUUAUGAUCAACUUCCUUGAGGCCGUCCAUCGGAGACGGACUGUCACAAGUAAAUCUGGUCCCCCUCUCUCGCUACCUCUCUCAUGGCAAAUGCAAGUGAACGCACAUGCGAGGUAGCGGAGUCCUUGGCCCUGCUGUAGCUGUAGCUGUAGCAUCCAUGACCCCCCAUGUCGAUUAACGUACAUAUCCCACGUCUUUGGGCAACUCUAUCGUUGGAUGUCUCUGCUGUGCCACUGGGGAAAGAGGGAAAGUCAACAAACUCAUCCCACUCUUUUACUUCCUUUGGGCAGAGUUGCUUCUGAUUUCUGGGUGUGGGUAACGUGUUGUUCUGUGGACAUGCAGCUCAAUGCCACCAAUUGUGGCCUGUUUUUUCCCACUCUGUCUGUCUGUCUGUCUCUCUUGGUCGUGUCGAGGUUUUUUUCCCUGUUGGAUGUGGAUUCUCAACUUUUUAGCUCCGCUGGGGCCCAGUUCGCGCCAUUUUGACGGGACUGCCACUAACAGAAGCCACUAGCAGCUGCCUACAACCUACCUAGGGACGUUCCCUGUAAGUGACCUGAGUUGAGUCUCUGGAGUCUGUGCGUGCGUGGGUUGCCAUCCAUCCAUACCACACGCUUCGGCGCGGUACAGUCCAUACAACCAGGACCUGGACUGAGGUGGGCUUGGCUGAUAGUUACCUUGGCCUGAGCUAACUAACCUCCAUUCACUCCAUCCCAUCCAACCCAACCCAAAAAAUUCCUCAAAUACAUAAUCGCGCCCUCUCCCACUCUCGACUCUCACUUUGACCCUUCCCUCUUCUUCUUCUUAACCCAAUUGCAUUGCAUCUUCGUCUUCUCUCAUCUUAGCAAGCAACACGCUCUUCACUCGUCGACCUCAUCAACAUCAACGUCUACCGAACUAUCCCGACCAACCACCAACCACCCAAACAUCCGUCACAAUGUUCUCUGCUACUCGAGCCCUCCGACAGGCUGCUGUCCACGCUGAGCGUACUCCUCUAAUCAAGUUCCUCGGUCCUCGAACCAUUCCUUCCAACGUCGACCACACCCCCAAGCCUCACCCUGCCUCCGGAGUCGAGAAGCUCCCCGAGUCCUGGUCCGGCUACGGAAACGGCGAUGCUGCCACCACCCACAAGUCCUUCAGCUCCUACCGCGACCACGUCCAGCAGCACGGUCCUCUCCAGAAGUCUGGCUUCGGCGGAACCCCCGCUGCCUCCCUCGGCUCCGUCAAGCCUCCUCAGGGCGUUGCCUUUGACGUCUCUGAGCUCCCCACUCGCUUCCACCGCACUCCCCUCAACGCCGCUGAGAUCGAGGCUAUCGAGUCCGGCGGCGCUGCUCUCUUCGGUUAAAUAUGUCUCCCGCCACAGGCGAGGAGUUAUAGGUGGAGCGGUGGGAUGAAAAGGGAAAAAAGACGGGAUGAACGAAUGAAGGCCUACGAUGACGCGCAGAUUAUGACGAGAGCCAGAGCCUACUGCCUGGAGCAUAUAUCCUGCACGACAUAGUAUACGGGGACGCCGAGUGACGAUGCACAUAGUGAUCAACUUCACUGUGCAUUCUAGGGAGGGGUACGCAAACCCUUCUCAUCGAGACACGCAGAACAGGACCAUGUUUCCAACUGCAGUUCACUUCGAUAUACCACUUAGGGCACUACGGUACUAUGCCGCCAGGAGCGUCAUAUGAAACGAGGGGCUAGUAUAUGCACCAGGAAAGAGGGAGAAAACGAGAAAAAGCAAAUAAGUCGGGUUUACAUAGAGAAUACCCCCCGACUGCGGAGAACGUUGCGACCUCCGUGCUUUUUGUUCUCGACUGGCGUCAACGCCAUUUCUUUCUGGAUAGUUGGAGACCUACCUGCGAAGCUUUAACAGCAAGCAAGGAGCACCAGAGCACCACGGCGUUAAGCAAAGGAGUUGUUUUUUUUGGCAGAAAUAUUCAAUACCAGAGGGGGAAAAGUCUAUACUAUUACAUCGAUAUCCUAUGUCUUUACCGUGAUAUGUGUUGACCUUGAUGUCUUGCCAUAUUUUUCGAGUGUCAUGACAAGUAUGCAACAUGACAUGCCACUCAUCCUGGUCAACAGGUGUUGUACAAUCCUUGGCAUCUGCAGAACCCGUCUUCUCACGAACUAUUCUCUUGGUUUAUUUCCAGGGGUUUUCCAGUCGGUUCAUACCCGGGCCCGGCUCUUCCUCUUCCUCUUCUUCACCUAAACCGGGACCUGAGAAGAUUUUCAUUCACAGACUCUUAGUGUCCACCGGCGUCUACUCUAAGUCAAUUGUUGAUGAAGCUCCCUUUUCCUUCUCUUUCUGGGGAAAUACAUGCAUGAUUCGGUUCCCGGUUCCGGCUCCGGCUCCGGGAUUCUCAUGAGUAUAUAUCCGUACCUUGGUUAACUAAUGUCAAAAAAUAAAUUAAUAACCCGAACUCCACAUGAAGAAUUGGAGAAGGAUGGGAUUGAUGAAUGACGACGUUUGACACCAUAAUUAUUCUUCUAAAAUAUUACAGGGCUUGACCGAGUCUUGCCGAUGGAAAUGGUGCGAGCGAGCUUGGACGCCGGGUUAUACCGGCUUUUGACUUAGACUGGCCAUGAGGAGAGAGUGAGUCUAGAGCCGCCUCGUAGGGCAGUACCUCACUCUACUUUGUGGUGUGUUAAUUAUUUGCCGGUUACUAAUGAGGUUAAAGGCAAUUUUACUUGAGAAUCUGGGGUUUGUGCACUGCGACGAUCAAGGCGUAAUUAAUCUAAAUUCCCCCGCGUUUUGUGUGUCGCCUCGUCUUGCUAUAUCCAGACAGUCCAAUGUAUGUAUCGAGAUACCACGGGAAGCAUUCAAGGGGCUAGGAAGAAGCCUUGUUACCAGAUCUUGUAAUGAGCAUGCGUCAGAGGCGCUUCAGUUACAAUCAGUACUGUGAUUACAGACUCCUAUGGCUCCCAUGGCCUCUCAUGGACAUGUCAUGAUGGGCACAAUUCAUCGGUGGAAGGGAAGGCUUGUUUCAUAAAGUCAAAUAUUGUCGGACAACAGGAUCAUUGCGACUCUGUUCAUGCCUGAACAUGGCAUGUUAAUUCUGCAUAUAAAAUGUCUCAUGAGGCGAGGAGUAUAUCGCGAAUCAACCAUGAGUUUGUCUCGUAUCACCGUAUGCAUCAUCACCUUUCUCGUCCACCGAGCCGUAGAUACAUCUGUCAGGCACCUAUACUCCCUGAA